AUGAACAUAGGUAGCUUAAACGAAUUUUUAGACUUUGAGUGCAAGACUUAUGAAAAGCAUAUUUAAUAAGUUAGAAAUUAUUCAGUGCCUAAUCCAAUUGAGAAAGUCCAAACCAAGUAAAUUAAGUCAAAUCGAGCAAUAGAAUUAUUAACGUUAAGAAAUAAUAUUCAACGAUAUAAUCAAUAAUUAUAGGCAGCUUUUCAAUAAAGAAGGAAAAAACCUGUUUAAAAAUCAAUGGUUGUUGAAAAACCUCAGACAGUUAAAAGACAUUAAUUGGCAUCAAUUUAAAUAAAAUCUCCAAAUUAUUUAGGUCUGUUUGAUAAAGGCAAAGUGUUCGAUGAUUCAGUUCCAGUUUCAAGCUUAAAGCAGAAACAUCACUUACUAAAAACUGUCAAUGAUGUGAAGUAAGAACAAAAUAAGGAUAAAAUAAACUCUUUGAUUGAUCAAGCCUAUAUUAGAAUGUAGGAGGAAUUCAACAAUCAUAGUCAAACAAGAUCAUAGGAGAGAUAGCAAUAUAUCACAAAAUAUGAAACUUAUAAUAAAGUACAACAUAACAAUGAGGAAAUCAAAGUUGAGGUUGAGAAUCAAGAAAACAGCGAAGCUUCUUCUCUAGAGAUGGAAGUACAAACGACUAGGAAAUUGAAAAAAACUUAAUUGAAUGAAGUGAGGAAAAAAUUAGAUGCGAAAAAGAUAAUUUAAUAAUUUCCAUAAAAGAGAUGGAGUAAAAUCAGAAAUCUUAGUUAUUCAUCACCCAAUGAAUACAAGACUUAAAAUUAAUAGUUAGAACUUAACAGUAUUAAAUUUAUCGAAUAGAUAAUUGAAACUGGUAAAAAUAAAAAGAAAUAUACGGGUGACGCCAUUGAUAAAUUAGAAAGGAUUGCCAAUUAGUUAUUAGAUUGA
This is a messenger RNA of Paramecium tetraurelia, 900 nucleotides long. RefSeq lists its product as uncharacterized. The record is from RefSeq and is a predicted model, not a curated record. NCBI's taxonomy places the organism in Eukaryota, Ciliophora, Oligohymenophorea, Peniculida, Parameciidae. The transcript has 4 exons.